Molecule: messenger RNA, 2089 nt
Organism: Magallana angulata
Lineage: Eukaryota; Metazoa; Mollusca; Bivalvia; Ostreida; Ostreidae
Exons: 11
Coding region: 200-1762 (520 amino acids)
Source: RefSeq, a predicted model, not a curated record
AGGAAUACAUCACAGCUUCUUCGUUCCAUUACGAACAGUUUUAAAUGGUCAUCGAGUCAAGAGUCGAGAUUUUAUUUUAUACGAAAAUAGUAUACGAAGGAGGAAAUCCUCUUGGCUGAAUUGACAAGGAAGUAUUAAACAGGAAAACAGUGUCUUCUUAAACUAACGAUUUUGAAGCGAUGUAUAACAGGCACAAAUCAUGAAAUCUGGAUGCCGGAUGUUACACUAUCUGAUAUUUACAACAGUUAUUUCCAAAUCAGAACCAUAUACAUGGUUUGAAGCACAAGCAAUAUGUAGGGAAAAGAAUCAGUCUCUGACGUUGAGAAACAAUGAAUCAUCAAGAUUUUACUGGACAGGAUUUUAUAAGAAAAUAUCACUCUGGAUCAAAAUCAUAGGUUGCUACAGUGAAACAGCUAUAUGUAUGCAACAUGGUGGGAUGGACAUUUUUCAAUUAUCAAAACCUUCUCCACCACUUUGUCAAGAACACUGCUACCAGAAAAGUGUUUCUGUAUUUGCCGUGCAAGCACGGAAAUGCAUUUGCUUAUCUAAGAAUUUCGAUUACACUAAAAACCAACUAGCUGCAUCAAGUUGCGUGUAUACAUGUGACGAAAUGAAUUUCCUGCCAACAGAAUGUGGGGGAGAGUCAGCAUUCAACGUCUUCCUAACAGUGUGUAUUACAGAUAUUUCGAAUUUGAGUGUAACCAGCAGAUGUCUUUCUUUAAAAUGUGGAGGAACUCCGAUGUUUAGGGAGUAUCGAUGCUCAACAUCUCAACGUACAAUAUGCAGUACAUUAGCUAAAAGGUCGGACUCAGAAACUUGGAAGACAGGUAAGCAAUACUGUAAGGACCAAGGAACCUAUCCAAAGGGAAACAUUAGCCUAUCAGACAUCAAACGGACUUGUGCAGAAACAAAAGGCAUAGGGUCGGCUCCGCAUUGGGUUGGAGUAGUUAAAGAAAUGUAUCAAAAGGAAGACCAAGGUCAAUUGAUCACAACAGCUGAGCAGAUAUCCAUAAAACAAUGCAUGAAAUGUCUUUUUGAUGAAAGUUCUCCACUACCUGAUUGUCAAUAUGUAUAUUGCGAUCUCAACUUAACCACUGCUGUUUCUUGUUCAAAGGAGGAUAAGACAACACAACAACCACAAGAUAUUGAUUUCAAUUGUUCAGAAAUGACAACAAGAAUUUUUUCUACCUCAAUGGAUGGAAACAUGGGGAAUACUUCUCUUGAUUUAAAAAAAAUAACCGGAAGCAAAGAAAGUGCUAUUAUAAUAGUCCCCGUUGUUAUCGUCAUAUUACUGCUGGCCUUGUUAGCUUGUGCGAUCCUGCUGUACAUGCAUGUCAGAAAAAGGAAAAAUAUGCAAGAAACUGACAAAACACGAGGAAGAAGCACCUUAACUAUUGGGUCUACAAAAUACUCAAACGUACAAAAUAAUUCCGACCAAAAUGUAGUUGUCCUUCAGCAGUCCAACCAUUCAUAUGAACUGGCAGGUCAUAUAUCUGUUGCGUCUGAAAGUCCUUACACCGAGGCAGAGGUUGGCACCUAUGAUCUCCUUGGAAACAAAGAGGCUAGAAAAGCACAUGCUGAGGAUAUAUAUAACCAAACAUCGUGCAAUGAGUUGUCAGACCUGUCUGAUUAUGACGUAGCAAAUCACAAACGUUUGAAUGCGGAAGACAAUACGUACGAUCAUUCUGGUGUUAGAGAUAAUUCAUACGGCCAUUUUGAUUUGACUCAGAUCAAGGAAACUGUUUAUUCUGAGUUGUCCUAAUAGAGAUUAUAAACAUUCAAAUAAUGUUCAUUAAAAGGGGUGUUUAGAAACAGUCUGGAAAGGUGUUUUUGGAAUUUAUUUUCUCAAAUUGUACUUUUAAACAAGAGAUAUGUAUGCAUCCGUAUAUUUCUAUUACUGUUUCAUUUAUAUGGUAUUCCAUACUAGCAUAAAUAUAUUAAAUGACAAUUUAAAAUCAAAUGCAUUUUCAUUAAUAUUUAAUGUUAACUUUGUUUCUAAUGUUUCUACUAUGUUGCAAAACCUACAGAUCUGGCGUACCUCCAGAUCCGGUGAUGCAAAGGAUUUUUAAAGAUAGUGAAUCAAAUUGUU